GUUAUUUGUUUCUUAAGAUCUCAGCCGGCUCUCUCUCCUUCUCUCUCGUUCGUCCUGUCGCAGAUCUUUGGAUCUAAAGAUCGGAAAUGGGUGCUGCUGAAAACAACCUUGGGAUGGAAGAGGGUACCCUGGAGAUCGGCAUGGAGUAUAGGACGGUCUCAGGUGUUGCUGGACCUCUUGUCAUCCUUGACAAAGUGAAGGGUCCUAAAUACCAAGAAAUUGUCAAUAUUCGUCUUGGGGAUGGAACUACUCGACGUGGCCAAGUUCUUGAAGUUGACGGGGAGAAAGCUGUUGUUCAGGUCUUUGAGGGAACAUCUGGAAUUGACAACAAGUACACAACUGUGCAAUUUACAGGAGAGGUUUUGAAAACUCCUGUCUCGUUGGAUAUGCUUGGCCGCAUCUUCAAUGGCUCAGGAAAGCCAAUCGACAACGGUCCUCCUAUAUUGCCGGAGGCUUACUUAGAUAUAUCUGGAAGUUCUAUCAAUCCUAGUGAGAGAACAUACCCCGAAGAGAUGAUUCAGACGGGGAUAUCCACCAUUGAUGUCAUGAACUCGAUUGCCAGAGGACAGAAGAUUCCCCUCUUUUCUGCUGCUGGUCUUCCUCACAAUGAGAUUGCUGCUCAGAUUUGUCGUCAGGCUGGCUUGGUUAAGCGGUUAGAGAAGUCUGAUAAUCUUCUUGAGGACCAGGAAGAGGAUAACUUUGCCAUUGUGUUUGCGGCUAUGGGUGUGAACAUGGAGACGGCACAGUUUUUCAAACGUGAUUUCGAGGAGAACGGAUCGAUGGAGAGAGUGACACUUUUCCUGAACUUGGCAAAUGACCCCACUAUUGAACGUAUCAUCACUCCUCGUAUUGCUCUCACUACAGCUGAGUACUUAGCAUAUGAAUGUGGCAAGCAUGUUCUUGUCAUUCUCACAGACAUGAGUUCUUAUGCUGAUGCUCUUCGUGAGGUUUCUGCUGCCCGUGAAGAAGUGCCCGGAAGACGUGGAUACCCAGGUUACAUGUACACUGACUUGGCCACGAUAUAUGAAAGAGCUGGAAGAAUUGAAGGGAGGAAAGGAUCCAUCACUCAGAUUCCAAUUCUUACUAUGCCUAACGAUGAUAUUACACAUCCCACACCAGACCUUACGGGAUACAUCACUGAGGGCCAGAUCUAUAUCGACAGGCAGCUCUAUAAUAGACAGAUAUAUCCGCCGAUCAAUGUCCUUCCAUCUCUGUCUCGUCUCAUGAAGAGUGCCAUUGGUGAAGGGAUGACUCGGAGGGACCACGCAGAUGUUUCUAAUCAGCUGUAUGCAAAUUAUGCAAUUGGGAAGGACGUGCAGGCAAUGAAAGCUGUGGUCGGAGAAGAAGCUCUGUCGUCUGAGGAUCUGCUGUAUCUGGAGUUUUUGGACAAAUUCGAAAGGAAGUUUGUGACGCAGGGAGCGUAUGAUACGCGUAACAUAUUCCAGUCGCUGGAUUUGGCAUGGACCCUCCUCAGGAUCUUCCCCCGCGAGUUGCUUCACCGUAUUCCCGCCAAAACCCUCGACCUGUUCUACAGCCGCGACUCCUCCAACUGAUAGGAUCGGUAUUGUUUUCCAUCCGGACAGAGACUAUAAACCCAUGACUUUGGUAUUUAUUUAUGUGUUGCCCCGAUGGCAUUCCCAUUUUUCUGUGUUUGGGCCUUGCUUAUCUCUGCGGUUGGUUCGCACGCACCUCUGUUAUGUCCUCCACCAAUAAAAAGGUGUUCGUCCCAACCGCGUAUUUGUUUUUUUUCCUUGUACAAUUUAUGGAAAUUUUUCCUAAAUUCUUGGUUAAACAGUGAAAUUCGUUUUCCAAUAAAAAUCUGGAUGCCGCAAGCAAA
This is a messenger RNA of Tarenaya hassleriana, 1837 nucleotides long. Its product is annotated as V-type proton ATPase subunit B2-like. The coding region runs from base 87 to 1553 and encodes 488 amino acids. Gene Ontology annotation, biological process: proton transmembrane transport; ATP metabolic process. Gene Ontology annotation, cellular component: proton-transporting V-type ATPase, V1 domain. Gene Ontology annotation, molecular function: proton-transporting ATPase activity, rotational mechanism; ATP binding. Lineage: Eukaryota; Viridiplantae; Streptophyta; Magnoliopsida; Brassicales; Cleomaceae. The record is from RefSeq and is a predicted model, not a curated record. The transcript has 16 exons.